This is a messenger RNA of Gongylonema pulchrum, 243 nucleotides long. NCBI's taxonomy places the organism in Eukaryota, Metazoa, Nematoda, Chromadorea, Rhabditida, Gongylonematidae. The record is from the annotation of a GenBank genome assembly.
AUGGCAAAGCAGAGCCCCGGGCCAGAAUGCCGAACGAACGUCGGCGAAGAGCCAGCAGCAACAGCAGCAGGAGGAGCAGCAGCAUCGGCGGCAAUGGUUGGCACUCGGAAAUGGCGAUAUCACCAGGGCCGGAAUCAGUUCUGGUGCGAUGGGCGCAUCAUCAUGGCUCGCCAGAGUUCGAUAUUCCUCUUCACUUUGAUUGUUAUCCUGGGAACAAUGGGUCUUUUCUUUGCCUUUGAGUAA